Messenger RNA from Plasmodium gonderi, 651 nucleotides. RefSeq lists its product as hypothetical. The transcript is spliced from 2 exons. Bases 1 to 651 code for a protein of 216 amino acids. NCBI's taxonomy places the organism in Eukaryota, Apicomplexa, Aconoidasida, Haemosporida, Plasmodiidae. The record is from RefSeq and is a predicted model, not a curated record.
AUGGAUUUAGCAUUUUAUAAUAAUGAUAAAUAUAAACUUAAUUACGAAAAUGAAGUUACCAACAAAAUUGUACGGAAAAUAUUAAGCAGUUUUGAGGAAAACAAACAGGGUCAAUCAACUAACACGUACAAUUAUAGCAGAAAAAAAAUUGUGGACUAUUUCUUCGAAGCAGAGUCCCUAUUUACACAGUACGACAUUGCCAAGUCAGGCGAAAUCGACAUAAAACUAUUUCCCAAAAUGGCUAGACAGCUGAAGCAAAUUUAUGACGCGCGUGAUGUGCAGAAAUUCGAAAAAGAAAUGAAUAUUAAGAAAUUGUACAAAAUGAAUUUAGCCAUGUUCUUGACCUUACUGAAGCGCAAACUAUUCCAGGCCAUCGACGAUGAUCAAACAUUUGAUAAACAUUUUAACGUUUUGGAUGUGCAUAAAAAAAAUGCACUUGACCUUAAUGUAUUAAAAACAUAUUUGGGGUUGGUUGGCGAUAAGGUUAGUCCCGAAGAUUUUGAUUUUUUUAUAAAAUUCAACAAAGACGGAAGUGUUAUGAGUGCCAAAUCGGAGGGAGGCAGCACUUCAUUUGAUGAAAACUUGGACCCAACACUUGAAAUCAAUGCAGAUCAGUAUAGAGACAUGCUCACGUGCUAUCGCUACAUUUGA